Messenger RNA from Myxocyprinus asiaticus (Chinese sucker), 5741 nucleotides. RefSeq names its product protein FAM131C-like. NCBI's taxonomy places the organism in Eukaryota, Metazoa, Chordata, Actinopteri, Cypriniformes, Catostomidae. The transcript has 10 exons. The record is from RefSeq and is a predicted model, not a curated record. The coding region runs from base 126 to 1535 and encodes 469 amino acids.
GGAGAGGAGAGAAUUAGAAACGCGGAGAACAGGAAGAAGAGUGAGAAAGAGAGAGAGAGAAGGAGAGAAUGUCUGCUGAGAGGGUGGCUCUUCCUUGCUCACAAACCGGCCCUCGCUGAGACAUCAUGGGCUGUAUUGGCUCCCGGACCAUCACGGCAGAUGCAGUUCCCGUUCAAAAAGAUGGGGAGCAGGAGUCGUUCACAAGCUGCACACACUCAUCACUGGCAAACGAUAUGACGAGUUCGCAGCAUGGACGUGCCGAGUUUUCCUGGGAAGGAAUCAAUCUGUCCAUGGAGGACACCACCUCCAUCUUACCUCGUCUGAAGCGGAACUCCAACGCCUAUGGGAUUGGAGCUCUGGCUAAGUCCUCUCUGACAGGUGUGUCAGGUGUUUCUAGAUCAAUGAAGGACAAAGUGACCAAGCCCACUGCCAUGGCUCAGGGUCGUGUGGCCCAUAUGAUUGAGUGGCAGAGCUGGGGCAAGCCAUCAGCAGGACCGGAGGGGGGAGCAGGUCGCUCCAAUCUUAAUCGUGAGAGGGAGAGACGGCUUGAAAAUGAUGCCUAUAGUGACUUGAGUGAUGGGGAAAAAGAGGCACGAAUGGCAGCAGGAAUUAUGCAGCAGUUUGCCAUCUCUGAAGCCGCACUUUUAGGCUGGACAUUUAUGGAUGGAGACAGUCUCUGUGCCGACUCCAACCAGGGCAGUGUAGCUCACCUCAGUGAGGUCAACCAGGAGAGCAUCACCAGCAGAGACCAGCCAUUGCAUCAUUCUUCUGCAGAUGUGUGGCCUCACACCUACGUCUCCCAAGGCCUUUACUGCCUCUCCUCCUCUGAUGCAUGGGAGCCAAUCAGCAAUGAGCCCUCGGGCGUGGCCUCUCCUGCUACUAGCUCGUAUAUCAUGGCGGGCGGGGCUUCGGGUGAGGGUUAUGAUGGCUCCACCCACUAUUUGACACAGCAGCAGCUGACAUUGCAGCAGCAGAACAACUUACAGCAGUUCCAGCAGUAUCAGCAGUACCAGCAGCAACAGCUCCUGCAGUACCAACAGACUUUGGAACAUCGACUGCACAGCACCUCCCAUUCCCUACAGGCCACACCCAACAGCACUAUACAUAGUUUGGGCCCACCUACUCACCCGAGACUGGCUGACUUGUGGGCUGCGGCUCAGGUGGAGCCUCAUCAGGUGGAGAUGAUGGGACAAAUAAGUGUCACCAUGGGAGAAAUGGGAAUGGCAGAAGUGUACGGAGAAGAGUCUGUCCCAGAGAAUGAAUGCAUUCCUGAACAGCAAGAGGAGGAGGAAAUCAAGGAGGACGAUAUAACAUUAACUCUCGAACCUGAGCCCACAUCUGUAACUCCUGCCCUGACCCCUCCACUUCAGAGAGAAGACUCCACCCCACCAGGGGGCAUGAGUCCAGGACAAGCACCAGCAGAGCCAAUGGCUGAGCACAUGACCUACGAGGUCACAUCCUGCGUCGUCCAAUCACUGGAGGAGAAGGAAGAGAAGGUGAAGGAUGGAGCCGUGGUAGUUGUUGCAACCAACUAACAGUUCAAAUCAAAGCAAAGGACAAUAUGGCAAACAAAACAAAACUGUCUGUGAAAUAAUCUACCAGUUAAGCUAUUGUAAACGCCCUUUUACCCCCGAUAUGUACUCCUAUCGACUGUCUCACAUGGCGAAGGCCAUGACAGGAACAGAUUUAUUCUUUAUUAACCAACAGUGAUGGAGGACAAGGUGACAGAAUAGACUCUUGGAGUUCCGAGGCACAUAUAGAGACUAAAUAUGUGUCAAAGCUAGGAUUGAUGCGUUAUGUGCUGCUGUGGAACGCUAGAGUUUUAUGGCAUAGAAGAGGUGGAGUCCAAGUACACUUGCAAAUGAAUUUGAAGAGUGCAAUACUGAGAAAUCAAUACAACCAAAAGAAAGUGCAUGCCUUUUUUUUUUUUUUUUUUUUUAUUUAGUAUUUAAGUGACCCAGAACUAACAGUAUAUGCAUAGUAAUAAUAUAAAUGUUGAUUUUUGUAAUAAAACUAAAAGCCAAUGAAACAGUAUGUAUUUGUAUGUAUAUAUAACAUGUAUGUACUGUAUGUAUGUUAGUACGAAUGUAUGAAUGUAUGUGUCUUUAAAGGUAUAUUCUGAAAAACGUGUUACGAAUUUGACGUUUGGCAAAGCUGUUGUGUGAAGUGCCCCCUAUGUACUUUACCUCCAACACACACACACACACACACACACACACACACACACACACUGAUGCCCACAUAAACACACUUGAAAACAUGUUUUUGCUCUUUAUAUAAUCAAGCACAAUACUGCCCGACUGGAAACAGUGCUGCCCUUUUUAACAUCCUAACUGUAUUGUUACUAAGACUUAUGCACUACUAUGGACAUAAACGAAUGUAUUGCCCAUCUUCUUCAGUGAUGCCCUAGUUCUGUCCUUAAAGGGAUGGUUCACCCCAAAAUGAAUGUGAAAUUAAAAAUAAAUAAAUAAAUGAAAAUUCUGUCAUCAUUUAUUCACUCUCAGGUGGUUCCAAACUGUUCUGUGGAAAACAAAAGCAGAUAUAGAAUUUUAGCCUCAGUCUCCAUUCACUUUCACUGUAUGGAAAAAGGAUUCAUACAAAAUGACAUUUUAAGAAAAUUGUGACUGACAUUAACAUGCUGCCUAACAUAUUUUGUUUCCACACAAGAAAGAAAGUCAUACAGGUUUGGAAUAACAUGAGGGUGAGUUAAUGAUGACAUAAUUUUAAUUUCAGUGUGAAUUAUCCCAUUAAGUUUUUUGUUCUACUCUUUUAUUUUUAUUGAUGUCUGUGUUUAUCUGUUUGUGUACUGCCUGGCUGAGCUGCUCAAUAUUGAUUUGCACUGAACAGCGUACAUAAACAAACAAAGGAAAACUGAAGAGUCAUCAUCAUUCCAGAAAGCGCCAUCAAUAUUCACGUGCAACAACAGCAUCAAUAAAGUAAACUUUUGAUAUUUUUAAUCUGUUGAGUCUGAAACUACAGGAAAUUAAAGGGAAAUCCUGAGGAUGACUCAAAUUUGUGGAUAUUAUCCAUUAAUUUCCAAUUUUUUUUUUUAAUCAAGUAGACAAUAAGGCUGAUCUGUAUGUAGAGGCCAAAUCAAACCAUUUGCUUCAGAAAUACAUUAACCAUUCAUAAAAUACAUAAUCUUAAAGGGAAAGUUUAGCCUAAAAUGAAAAUUCUGUCAUUUAUUCACCUUGAUGUUUUUCCAAACGCAUUUGACAUCCUUUCUUUCGUUGAACAAAAAAGUAGAUUGUAAUCACUGACAUUCUUAGUCACCAUUCACUUUCAUUGCAUCUAUUUUCCAUACAAUGAAAGUGAAUGGUGACUGAGGCUGUUAUUCUGUCUGACAUCGCCUUUUGUGUUCCACGCAAGAAGGUAAAUCUGAAAGUUUGAAAGUUACGUUUGAAACAACAUGAGGGUGAGUAAAUGAUGACAGAAUUUUUGGGUAAACUAUCCCUUUAAGUCAUUCAUUUCAAACUGGCAUAAAUGCAAAGUGAUAAACUAUACCACAGUCUAGUGGUACUAAAAUCUGUCUACCACACUAAAGUCAUGUGGUAAUGGGGUAUACAGUGUAUGACAUGUAUGGUAUUAAGCAUUGGUCACUGUAUGUUUUUGUCAUGACAGACCAUAUGACUGUGGACACAUAGGCAGUGCUACACACUCUCACGGCGAAAUCGUAAGGAUUCAUACGACUUUUCUAAAUUUGGCUUAUCAUAUGAUAUUGUAGACUGCACUCAUAUGAAUUCGUACGACUUUCACUACAGCCAAUGAUGUCGCUGGACAUCGUUGCCAUCUAAUAUGCGACAGUUACUUGCUUCUGUUAAACAGAACAGUUUCCUAUCAUGUUUACACAUUCUACUGAUCGGCAGGGUUGGGAGAGUUACUUUUGAAAUGUAUUCCACUACAGAUUACAGAAUACAUGCUGUAAAAUGUAAUUUGUAACGUAUUUCGUUAGAUUACUCAAGGUCAGUAACGUAUUCUAAAUACUUUGGAUUACUUCUUCAGCACUGGUAGAUUUUUUCACUUGUUUUGACUAUAAAAACUCUGCCAGUACAGUAAGACAAAAUACACAUGUUAAAAAUACAUUCUCUGAAAAACAUAAAUAUCUUAUGCAGUGUUGUUUCUAAAACAAGAUAAAUCAAAUUUAUCUUUUUUUUUUAAGGAUUUUUAGAUAUUUUUACAGGAAAACAAUACAAAAAUUAUUAUCAAGAAUAUGAUUUUUGCCCUAAUAUCAAAGGUCUUACUAGAAAAAAAGAAAUUAUGAUCCAACGUGAAUUUUCUUGAUAAAAAAAUAUGAUCAUGCAUAUAAAAUAUAAAAAUGAACAUGCAUGUAAAAUGGCUAGAAAUAGCAUUUUAGCUUAGCAUAAAGCUGACAAUUUACACAAGGUUUAUUUCUAUUUCUUCUGCUACAAACUUACUUCAAACUUACUUCUCUGUCUGCUCGUAUGAAUGUAACACAUCAUAAGAAAGUGUUUCGCCGCUGUUCAAAUGCAGUUUGGAUCGCAUCAUUUAUAUGUAUAAAUGUUUUCCAUCUGAAAGGACUAAAUAUUAAAUGAAACAAAUGACAAUAAAAUGCAAAGUAAUCUCUUCAGUAAUCAAAAUACUUUUUGAAUGUAACUGUAUUCUAAAUACCAAUUAUAUAAAUUGUAACUGUAGUGGAAUACAGUUACUUAUAUUUUGUAUUUUAAAUACGUAAUCCCGUUACAUGUAUUCUGUUAGUCCCCAACCCUGCUAAUCGGUUAGGUUUAGAUAAGGCAUUUGGUUAAGGGCAUAAGAUUAAUAAUCAUGUCCUUAACGCCUCAUGCGCGAAACUUGUGCUUUCUUCCGUAUUAGACAUACAGGCAUUUGCACGUGAUGAAAUCAUACAAAUUUAUAUGAAUGAACUCUUACAAAAUCAUACGAAAUUGACAACUCUUAAAAUAUAUACGAAUGUGCUUUUCUGCUUGCAGGCUUUUCACUAAUUAUGUCAUAUAUAAUAAGCUGUAAUUUAGAUACUAGUGUGCACAUGUCAGAUCUUUGUCAUACAUUGGUAUGUUCUGAAAGAAAAAAGAAAAGAAAAAACAACAAACAGUAAAGUUGUGUUUUGGAUGUGGCAUUUGUAAAGGCAUUUGUUUGACGUUUUGCUCUUGGUAAUAAUACCAUUAUGCAAUGCUGAGGCAACAUUUAUUUUCUAUACUAACGAGGCCUGCGAUUUGCCAUUCUUUGUGAUAUUUCUAACAUUGUAUGUAUGUAGUAUCAGCUGAAAGAGAGAAUUUUUCAUGGGUCUGAUGGGUUGUAUUUGAGAAAAUUAAGAAAGGCAAAUUAGCAACCAUUUAAAAAGGACAAAAUGAAAAAGAAAAGAAAAUAUGUUGUUAUCUAUUCUCAGAUUGAAAUGUUUAAAAAUGGAUGAUCUCUCAUGUUUAUCAAACCUCUGUCGAGAGGACAAAAUGACAAAAAUAUUCUCUCAAAAACUUCAAUUUCAGAGCCUCUUUGUAAAUGUCCAAAGGAUGGCAAUGUAAAUGGCUGAGAGCAAUUAUUACAUGGGGCUAUAACUAAUGAUGUGACUAUUCACUAAUGACUAGUGAAAUAUGAUGAAUUUAGAAUACACUCAGAAUGAAAAAGUUAUACAAUGAAAUCAAAAAGGAUUUCUGAUUAUGUACAAAUAUAGCUAGGUAGGUAGCAAUUUUGCAGUUUCCUUCAACUUCAUUCAUUGUGUCAUCCUGUAUCAUCAUAUUUAAAUCAUAUGCAUUUUAAUGUGCUGUAAA